Molecule: messenger RNA, 1640 nt
Organism: Copidosoma floridanum
Lineage: Eukaryota; Metazoa; Arthropoda; Insecta; Hymenoptera; Encyrtidae
Product: contactin-3
Molecular function (GO): protein binding
Source: RefSeq, a predicted model, not a curated record
AUGACGGCUUCAACUUGGUUAUUGCGGAGCUCAGUAGCACAGGUCGCGAUACCGGUGCGCAACGUCAGCGUGGACAUUGGGGACAAUGUGACCGUGCCCUGUACCAACGGGACCCAAAACCUCGACGAGACCAACAGGGUGAUCACGUGGAUACGGGAGGGACGAGAGGACGGCCAGAUAAAGAGGCUCAGGGUCGAGUCCAACGGGGUGCUCAAGCUUAUAAACGUCAGUAGGUUCGACACCGGGUUUUACUACUGCACCGUGGACAACGAUGGGGUUGCCAGGGAUCGGAUAUACGUCAAAAUUCGAACACCACCUCCGGCUUUGCACAAUGUCUGGGUCAAGCCGUCGACUAUACUAGCGAACAUCAUUUGGGAGGUGGCGGGCACGGGUGGCUACCCCAUCAUAGAUUUCACCGCUGAGUACAGGUUGAAGCCGGUCCACGGGGAAGAGCCGGAAGCUUGGAAGCCCAUCAUCCCCACGCACAUUCCUCCGAACGCCAGAACAGUCGAUGUGUAUCAUUUGGAGCCAAACACGACGUAUAUUUUUCGAGUAUGGGCCACCAACCAGUUGGGCAGGGGAGAGAUCGUAGAAGUCGAGGGACACACGCAUUACAGCGUCGAGGAAUUAGAAUUGGAAAGGCACUUUCUGGCAGGAGUAGAAAAUUUUGAUACGCGAGUAUGGGUUGCUGCUGUGGGAGUUGUUAUGGGAACUCUGGUGUUUCUAGGGUUAGGUACAUGCUACCUGUUGUAUCGGGAGUGCAAGGCACCCUCGCAGCUGGAGGAGCAGGAGGUGAUUGAGCUCGUGCCGAACAUCAUACUUAAUCCGGGUUUCUUCGACGAGCGCACGGAACGCGUACCCCACGACGAAAUCUGCAACAAUCAAACGACCACGCGCCUCAACAACAACACCAUUGUGCAGCCAAGACGACUUUAGCGACUGACAUUGAUUUUACUCCUUAUUUUAACGGCUGAAACGUGGGAACACACCCCACACUACUAGUACUACACUCUAAUCGUCAUUUGUUCAUGAUGAUGAUGAUGAUAUUCCUCCUAUGCACACACAUUCAGGAGAGCGUUUCACGGCCGUGUAUUUGUGUGUACACGUAAAAAUAUAAGGUUUUAACGAGCUCGGGCAUACGUCAUGUGUGCAUAACUAUACACGUGAGAGGAUGUCACGCGAAAAGAAUGGAUGAAGAAUGGAGAGGAGGAAGAAACAGAGAUAAGGCGAACUUUUUAAAAGUAAGUAAACUCACAGACUGUUCACUAGCAAUCCAUCUUGUUUGCGGGUGAAACAAAAAAAAAACCUUAGGAUUUAAAAUGCGAAGUUAUUAUAGUACAGAAAUCGAAGCGAAUACCUAAUCUGGGCUUUUGGUGGUGAAGAAACGAAGCGAGUCCGGCGAGAGACUAAAAGGCAAUCGAUGAAGAGACGUAAACUCUAUUGUUUGAAUUUUUUUUAUAUAUAGAACAAAAAAAAAUUUGUGGAAGCGAAAGGUUCCAUUGUUUGUUCACACGCGUAUACAUAAUUGUGUAGUCCGUAGUCAAGUGUUCAAAAGGAUAAUAACGCAAACUACAAGACUAAGAUUUAUAGGUUUUCCAGAGCGAACAGUUAGACUUUUUUAAAGGAAACUUAAUUAAAAA